Messenger RNA from Crotalus tigris (Tiger rattlesnake), 3181 nucleotides. It is a transcript of the gene BIN2, whose product is annotated as bridging integrator 2. Gene Ontology annotation, molecular function: phospholipid binding; protein binding. Gene Ontology annotation, biological process: phagocytosis, engulfment; podosome assembly; plasma membrane tubulation. The record is from RefSeq and is a predicted model, not a curated record. Gene Ontology annotation, cellular component: cytoplasm; podosome; plasma membrane. Bases 18 to 1853 code for a protein of 611 amino acids. Lineage: Eukaryota; Metazoa; Chordata; Lepidosauria; Squamata; Viperidae. The transcript has 13 exons.
CACAGCAAGUCACAGCCAUGGCAGAAGGCAAGACAGGAGGUGCCGGCCUGUUUGCUAAGCGGGUUCAAAAGCAGCUCAGCCGAGCCCAAGAAAAGGUUCUACAGAAACUGGGGAAAACCGUGGAAACAAAAGAUGAACAAUUUGAACAAAGUGCCUAUAAUUUCCAGCAGCAGCAGAUUGAAGGGCAAAAACUCUACAAAGAACUGAAGGCUUUCCUCAUUGCUGUGAAAGGAAUGCAUGAAAGUUCCAAGAAAGUGUCUGAAACAUUACAAGAAAUUUACAAUGAUGAAUGGAAUGGAUAUGAAGAAUUGAAGGCCAUAGUUCAGAGCAAUGAUCUUCUAUGGGAAGAUUAUGAGGAAAAACUGGCAGACCAAGCAAUCAGGACCAUGGACAACUACUUGAGUCAGUUCAAUGAAAUUAAAGAGCGAAUUGCUAAGAGGGGGCGUAAAUUGGUGGAUUAUGACAUCAGCAGGCAUCACUUGGAAACCCUUCAGAAUGCCAAAAAGAAAGAUGAAGUUAAAAUUGCUAAGGCUGAAGAGGAGUUUUAUAAAACCCAGACUGUCUUUGAGGAACUCAAUAAAGAGCUACGAGAAGAAUUGCCAGUCCUUUACAACAGUCGAAUUGCAUGCUAUGUGACAAUAUUCCAGAAUAUUUCCAAUCUGAGAGAUAUUUUCUACAAGGAAAUGAGUAAGCUAAACCAUGACUUGUAUGAUGUAAUGAGCAAGCUGGAGAACCAACAUUCCAAUAAAGUCUUCAUCAUUAAAGGGGUCUCCAGCAACAGAGGUUCUUUGGUUAUUUCAUCCCCAGUAAGCCCAACCAGCAACUCUUUUCUGCCAGCAGGGAAUAGCAUAAAUGAGGUCUCCACAUCUCUCAUUGCCAUGUCCCCAGAUCAAGAAACAGAAACUAUUUCAGCCACCAAGGUGGCAUCCACAAAAGAAGAGGUCAAAGAAUUGCAAAAUGAGGCUGGCCAAAGUGUCGAGUCAGACUCUCAGUCUGUUAGUGGAACAGAAGGCAAAAGCCAAGAGAAUCAAUCGGAAGAGCUUGAGGUUGAUUCCGGCAGGACCCUUGAGGUAGUGGCAAAGAACCUUGCGGUGGAGAUUUUAUCACAGGCAAUGGUUGAAGCUACUGGCAAAAGGCAAAGCAUUUCUAAAGAUUCAGAAGAUCCUGAACAGCCCUUCUUGGAAGGAAACACUGAAGCCAAUGAUAUACCUGGAAAAGAGGGUGGUUCUCUGCCCCAGGCAAAGGAUGAAAUCCCAGCUCUACUGAAACACGACCUUGAGCAUGCCAAAGAGAUCCAGGAUGAGAUGCAGAUUGAGAAAGCUAAUGGUGAGGACCGCAAAGGGCCGCCUGAGGAGAGCUCUUGCCCUGAAGAUGAUGAUCCCCGAGGUCUUCCCUCUUCAACCAAAGAUGAAGGAGACUCAGAAGAGGUCCCAUCUGCAACUGAUGAAGCUGCUCCACCAAAUACGGAGACAGAUGAGAGUAGCCACAGCUGCAGAGAUGUAGAAGAUGAUAACAGUAGCAGUGAAGGAAGCAUGGAAGAAAUUGAGAUUUCCCCCAAGGGUACCUAUGCUCAGAUCAUUCCUAGUUUUUUCCCAGAAGCUAAAGAAGAAAAUGAGAACAAGCUUCCCUUGGGUUUCCUGUUUAAGGGUCAAGCAACUCAAGCUCAUACUUCGGAAGAUGACAAUCAUCUUCAGUUUGGAGAAGGAGAUUUCAUACUUGUGAUAUCAGACACACAAGCAGAGGGAAAAGGAUUUUGGAUGGGAAUAAAAGAAAGUGACUGGAAGGAGAACCAGGACAUGCUACAAAGAGGCAUUUUCCCCCAAGUCCUUAUCAGAUCUGUCCCUCUGAAAUAAGCUCAAAGGUUUAGGCAGCAACGGAAUGAAGGAAGAAAGAGAAAGUUGCAUUUUCCAAAAUCUAGUUUUCUGUAAUUAUUAAAUAUUUCUUUUCCUUCAGGCCAGCUGCCCUAUGUCAAUAUAAUACUACGCAGGUGGCAUUAUUUAUGAUAUAUGAAUCUUUGAAUAAUAUGAAUUCCAUGUAUUGUAAGUCAGAAACUGGGAGUCUUUGCAAGAAAUUUAUCCUUCCGAGCCCGCUGCCUCAGUAGUACUUUUCUAAAAUGGAAUACCACCAUAAAGAGUCCUAUUACAGAACAGCUGGUAGUCUACUUUGCAGGAUAUGGUUGAGACUUUUGGCGGAUUUAUCCACCCUGUCUCCUCAGAGAAGUCCUCCAUUCAAGCUAGUUGCAAUUUCAUUGCAUUCAUCUCUACUGCACGGGUGUCCAACUCGAUCACGUCAUGUGAUGUAUUGUGACAUAUCGCAACAAUUUUUGCCUUUGCGGAAAUGUGACACAUCCAGCCCAUGGGCCGCCAGUUUGACACUCCCGAUCUACUGGAAAGUAAUACAAUUAAUAACUGCAAUUCAAUCAUGCUAUUGUAGAAUAAGUUAGAUGAUUAUUCAGAGAGUGGGGAAAGUAAGAAAGAUGAUUAACUUCUAUUUUGUAAAGAGGAGAAGGAGGAGAAACAUAGGGAAACUUUACAUGAUGCUAUGAUCACUUUGGAUAGGGAAAUCACACAUUAAAGUUCAUAUAUAAAACAUAUUGCACAGAAAAAAAUAUAUACUGUAUAUAAGGAAAAAGACUCCUUUCCCAAAAUGUAACUUUUGUGUGUGCUGGGACUUUUCUCCCGUUUAUGAGGAAUCAAUUAUGCCAUUUAUCUGUUUGUACUUUGAAGCAGUUACUUUUUUUAAAAAAAAUAUAUAUGAAUCUCUGACCGGGCUGGCAUUAAGGAAUAAACUAGAGGGUGUUUAUAAAAUCCCUUUGAAUCCUGGAACUCCCAUGCUCAUUUGCUUGUGAACCCUGUUUUUCCAAGAUUACCCAUUUUGUCAUGUCGUCAAGCACAUAAUAUUCUGUCUUCUCUUAUUUUAGACCAUAGUUUUAACCAGAAAUGUCCGGGUUUGGGGCACCUACAAAUGAGGCAUUAGGAUUACAGCUGUCAUCUGUUGCUUGCUUGAAGCAUUUUAUUAUGAUCGUGGGUAGUAAUCAUUGAUCGACUUGUCUCCUCCACCUUGAUCACUUGGAUACCUUUCGAGAGGUAUUGUAAAUACAUCUGUACCUGUAGCAGUUAAUACAAACAUAGUUCUUUUCUGCCUAACACAUAAUAAAAUAUGCCUGCAUUUCAAAUUCAAA